Messenger RNA from Effrenium voratum, 3720 nucleotides. NCBI's taxonomy places the organism in Eukaryota, Dinophyceae, Suessiales, Symbiodiniaceae. The record is from the annotation of a GenBank genome assembly.
UGGCCACAGCAGCUUCAGCCGAGGCCCAGGCUCGCGGCGUGCUGGCCGUGGGAGUGCGCUCUGGGGCUUGCUCCCAAAUGCCAGCCCAGCCACCCGUGGAAGAAUUUCGAAGGUCCGGAAGCGGCAUGCCCAGUAUGCCUGGGAUGGUGAUGCCGGCGAUGCCACCGAUGUCGGUGCCAACGCCGGCGAUGCCACCGACGUCGGUGACGCCGGUGCCUGCGGGACCAAUGGGCACCCAGUGCUCUGCAAGUGCUCCCAUUGCUUCAUGCACAAGAAUCCAGUCCAUGGGCACCCAUCAAGCGAGUGUCGUAGCAUCGGCAUCCAGAGUGUCCACCCACAGUGCGAUGCCAGCCAUGCCUGCGGGCCCAAGUGGCUGCCAGGUGGAUGGCCUGCAUGGCAUCACGGUCUUGGCAUCAGAUGAGGCCUACCCAUGCCAAGCAAUGCCCAGCUACACACGAGGAGCCACAAUGGGAGCUGCAGCGGAGUUUCCUAUAGGUUGCAACAUUUCCGUCCUCGACGAGAUGGUGAUGCGGGCAGAGGAGCAUCUGAAGUCCGAGCAAGUCACCGUGCUGGAGGAGGGCAGUCUGCUGAGUGUUUUGGCCCACGGCGGCGAGCCGAACACGCGCCGGCUCUAUGUGAGACACGCUGAGUCUGGGCUGUGCGGCUGGAUAAGCUGCGUGGCUCAGUCUGGUCGCCGCCUGGUCACCGUGGUCGAGGUGAAGACAGGCAGAUCGCAUACGCCUACACCCAGUGCCGCAGUGACCAUGCGAAGCGAGCGAUCCGAUGGCACAGAGAUGUGGGCCUCUGAUCCAAAGGAGACAGAAUGGGACCGCGGCGUGACCGCAGUGGCAGCAGUGCAAUCGCAGCGAUCGGCUGCUGGCGUGACAGCUACCACUGUGACAACCUCGUAUCCGCCGCAGAUCGUGUCGGACGACCCGGUGCCGUCGGGCCAAUGGCUGAGACGGCAGAAGGCGCAGGACCUCAAUGCGGAGGCGCCAAAGAGAUACUUGGUGGACAACCGAAGCUUGAACGCUGGCACCGAAGGCAUCAACUAUCGCUUCACCAAAGACUUGGAAGACCUUGACCUGAGCUGCACAGCACCCUGGGGCUCACUGGUGGAGGGCGUGGUGGAUGACGGCUGGCUGCGUGUCUCGGACGAUCUGUACCUUCCCAUCCAGCUCGGUGGCGCCACAGUGCUGACUCUCGAGGACUCUCCCUGGGCUUUGUCUGGACUUCAAGUUGUCGAGGCUUUCCCAGUCGGCGGUAUGAUUGUGGUCUUGGAGGCGGCCAUCAUGCGGGCAGCCGAGGACAUGCGAAGUGCUGCCCUGGCCCAAUUGGAGAAGGAACGAGCCGUGCGCGUGCUCGGGCACGGCUCAGGAGCCCGCAGUCGGCGGCUCUACGUGCAAGAUCCUUUGACAGGCCAGGAUGGCUGGAUCAGCUUUGCUUCGCAGAACGGAAAGCUGCUUGUGGCCCCCAGCGAGGCAUCGCCGGAUGAAGUUCAGAAGGUGGCCACGCUGGCCACGCAGGUGGCCACCCAGGCCGCCCAGGCCGCGACCCUGGCCACGGCGGCCACGGCGGCCGCGGCGGCGGCCAGCCACGCGGCUCAGGAGCCGGAGGAGUCUGAGAGGGCCUUCUUCGUGGACAACCGCACCUUCAAGGCGGACUCAGACGGCAUCGGGUACCGCGGGAGCCAAGACCUGGACGACAAGGCGGUGCCAGCCCGAACCGCUUUGUGGGGCUCUGUGAUUCACGGAGUUGAUCUGGGCGAUUGGGUGAGGGUGGGUGCUUACUUCCUGCCCACCACCCUUUGCGGUGUGCAGGUCCUUACCCCAAAGGAGGAUGUGCCGGCCACCCACCUGCCGCAGCAAUCUGGCUUCGCUCGGGGCAACUGGGAGUACAUUUGCAUCGAUCCGCAGGGCGUCCAGACGCGUUUGCAGCCUGAGGAGGUGAUUCCCAAGAAUUCGAAGACUUCCGGGCAGGCUGUGCAGCCGGGUGAGAUGAUCAGGAUCUGCGAGCGGGGCAUUCUGGGCCAGACCCUGUGGCUGUGCCUGAUGGAUGGCCGCGGCUGGGUGACGGAGAAGUCCUCGCGGCGGCACCUCUCCGAGGUCAACGACGAGGGCGCCGCGAAGGGUCAGAAGCUGAUGGUGGAUCCGCGUUUGGACAAGCCGGUGAAGCUGUUUCCAGCGCCGUUUUCUUUUGGCUCCGUGGCGGGGGCGCCAGAGCUGCUGGCUGGCGAGACCGUGGUCGUCCUCCGAAAGGUCCUGGUGCUGGUGCCGUCAGGCAGCCAGGAGUCUUGGGUCAGAUACCUCAAGGUGGAGGAUGAGAGGAAGAUCGAAGGGUGGCUUGGCGAGUUGAGGAUCCAUUGCGGCAUCAAGGGACCCGCCCAGUCAGAACCAGUCCUUCACGAGUUCAAGGCCGGCUUCGGGGAGCAGCGCAGCAAGUCCCCCUGGGUCUCCGUCAUUGCAAAGGCGCCUGUGCCGCUCCUGUCUGGCCCGUCCAGGACCCGAGGUAUGAAGAAGUCGCUGAGCCCCGGCGACUUUGUGGAGACCGUGCACAUGGCGAGUGUGCUCAUUGCCGUGGAGGAGCUCAGCGUAGCAGGGCUGACCUUUUACAGGCUGGCGGAUGGCUGCUGGGUGGCCAGGGAGGAAGCCGGCAAGGUUGUUUGUGACCUCCUGACACGGGAGAGCCACAAAUGGAUCUACGUCUGCAAUGACAAGGAUGGGGCACAGGUGCGAUUAACGCCGACCCGCUCGAACGCAAAGAAUACUGGCAAACGACUGAAGUACCGGCAGCGUGUGAUGAUCUCCGAGAAGGUUACCUUCGCAGACAAUGAUGUCUUUUUGAAGCUCUCAGAGGAGAAGAAGGGCUGGGUCCCGGCCAACAAGCUGAACUCCAACGUCGUGAAGAUGGCUGCCUUGAAGGCUCUGGAACCUGAGAAGCCCAAAGGACCUGCCGCGUACACGGGCAACGUCCCCAAUGGCAACGCCUACGGCAACGCCGGCUACGAUGCCUAUGGCUACGGCUACGGCUCCAACGGCUACGGCAACGGCUGCGGCUUUGGGGCCCCUGGCUACGCAUGCGGCGCCGGCUAUGCUGGGGCCGGGGCAGCGGCCGGGGCCGGCUAUGCGUACGGAGCGCCCGGUGCAUCCGACUUCGGACUCCCGGCGGCGGGCUAUGGAGCCGGCUACGGAGCGGGCGCAGGUUGCGCGGGGACGGGCUACCCGGCCGGGGGCUACCCGGGCGGCGCAGACUUUGGCAUCGCGGCAAGUUAUCCGCCGACGCCGUGCCCAGCGGCCAUGUACGGUGCGAAUGCACCGAAUGCGCCGAAUGCGCAAAUGGCGGGCUGGAAUGAUGCGGGCUACGGAGCCUCGUUCCGGUGAAAUCGUCACACGGCCAACUUGUAAGUUUUACGUAUCACUUCGCCCCAGCUUCGGCGCCCAAAGGCGUCGGAGCCGCCUCCCGUGCGGAUCUUCAAAGAGUCGUGUUGAAACCAAAGGCUUCUUAGACUUCCUAGGUUCUUUGAUUCCCAGUCUCUUCACACCUCCAAGGGAAUGAGCCUGGCUCUUGACCUUGGCAUUGUUUCGUGAAAAAAGCAACCUCUAUAGCAGACCGGCAGCUUUUGACAUGAUAUUUUGGAGUACCCUGGUCAAACGUGGAAGCCACCGCUGGCAACACGCUGACCGCAGCCAUCAAUCCCAAAGUUAGGGAACCUCACAAGGC